Molecule: messenger RNA, 10651 nt
Organism: Sycon ciliatum
Lineage: Eukaryota; Metazoa; Porifera; Calcarea; Leucosolenida; Sycettidae
Exons: 12
Coding region: 713-10267 (3184 amino acids)
Molecular function (GO): calcium ion binding
Source: RefSeq, a predicted model, not a curated record
GUCGAUGGUCAGCGCGCUAUGCUGUGCACGCUAGCAUUGUGUUGGUGGGUGCGGAGCAGGAUAGGCAACACCAACACGCUGUCGACAUACUCCGCUAGCGGGGCGUUAGUGGCAGAGAGCCAGUGAAGCUGUCCGCUGUCAACCUCUCCCCUUUCCCAGCCAGUCAUGUGAUUGGUGCAAAUCAGGGUAGAAUGAGGUAGUGCUGAGCGUCGCUACAUCUAAAGAGUUAGGACGUGAGCGCCCGGUUCAUAGUGUGGCUCAGACUGUGUUUGACCGUGCACUGUAGCAUCGCUACCAAUGCCGCUUGCAAUUCAGGCAGCAGUCAGUGAAAGCCGCACAUCCAGUUUCAGUUUCGGUGCUGACCGUAAUCCCCAUCGCGUCGCUAACUGACGGACUCGAAGAGCGCUGGCAGUUCCGCCGUCACUGAGACCUAUUUGACUUGGCUUAGCAUCCUAGUUACCACACGGACAGACUGGAUGCGCUCGUUCCUUGUGGAGGGGCUCGCACAUUGGAGUUAGUUUCUUGCAGACCAGCGUCUGAACGGGCUUGAAGAGAAGUGCCGAGGAAUGAUUCUGGGCAGGAUCCAGACCACAAAGACAGUGUUCCUUAUUCCCCUAGAGUAGCUGGAACAGAAAAACCAGUGCUUUACUUGUGGAGUCGCUGAGGACGCAGAACUGGUGGAGGAGGAGGUGAGGAAGGAGACACAGCAAGCAUGGCAGCGGGGAAGCUGCUUUGGCUGUCGUCAGCACUGGCAUUCAGUGGCUUGCUACCAGCGCUCGUCUCUACUCAGGCGACCACGGCCAACACAUGCGACAGCUCGGCGUUAACAUUCGAUAAAGUAUCGCAGGAGGUACUGCAGCACUUGCCACCCAGUGGAGAUGUCUUCCAGAGUGGUCCACCAGAUAUCGCCUACAACUGUAUCGCGUAUGGACGCAACCCCAGUCGGAUAAAGGAAGCCGUUAUCACAGGAACGAUGGGCUUGGGUUAUGAAGUAGUAACGCUACACUAUCGCUGCCAUGAAGCAACUGGCAAAGUGAAUGUUGUCCGAGUGCCAACAUUCCUCCCUAGCCUACACAACGCCACUGUGGACUGUGCUGCGUGUAAUCCACUGGCGGCGGACAUGUGUGAAGCGUGCGACCCGAGUUGUUUGGAUGGCACGUGUUUCUCGUCGGGAAAAAGUGGAUGUUGCAAUUACAUGCAAGAUGGCCAGUGCAUUGCAGAGUGUAGUGGCAACAGAGUUGGAGACAACAGCACCAAGCUAUGCAGCUGUGCACCCAACUGGUCGGGUCUGAACUGUGACGAAUGCACACUUCAAUGUGAGAACAAUGGAGUGCGCAAUGCCAGCUGUUCAGCUUGCAGUUGUCCAGAAAACUAUGGCGGAGUGCAGUGCGAGAUUGCGCUGCCCUGUGCCACACAACCGUGUCAGAACAGUGCAGCAUGUGUGAACAAUAAUGACAGCACCACCACUGCCACCGCCGCCGCGGCAGGUCCAGCACUGGAGACUGGUGGCGGACUACCAGACUUUGCACUGUCAGCGCCGUACACAUGCAUAUGCCAGGAGGGGUACACGGGCGAGCGGUGCCAGACGGAAAUGGACGUGUGCGACUCAUCACCGUGCGGUAACAGUGGUGCGUGUCGUAGUCAACGCGGCGACACCGCAGGGCUCCACAGCUUCGUCUGCGAGUGCACAGAGGGUUUCGUCGGGCCGCUGUGCGAUGUAGAGCUGCCUCAUCCGUGUGAAGAUCCGGCCGUGAAGGUGUGCGCGAAUAGUGCCGGAUGCAUAGCGACGACUGGCCGUGCGUACGUCUGUAACUGCACCGAGGGAUUCCAUGGACAGCAAUGUGAGCAGGGACCGUGUGAGGACAGCCCUCAAGCGUGCAAGAAUGGUGGUGCAUGCCAUAACCUUCCAUUUGGUGAAUUGACAUGUGAUUGCUUGGAAUCCUUCACCGGCCCUGGCUGUGAGUUUGAUAUGGCAGAUCCCUGCUUCACUGCACCGUGUCUCUACGACGGGACAUGUACAUCCACGGGACAAAACUACAGCUGUGGUUGUCCACCAAACUUCUCAGGCAAGAACUGUGAAGUCGGGCCAUGCGAGGUGAAUAACUCACCUUGCUUCAACGGGGGUCAGUGUCAGAACAAUGGAACGACUACUAGUGGUAUGGACUGUGAAUGCGUGGAGGGUUUCUCCGGUCCGCUGUGCGAAUUCGAUUUGGCCGAUCCGUGUAGUAGCUCUCCGCCCGUAUGUGAGCCGCAUGCCACGUGCCGCGUUCAGGCGGACACCGGCACACCGGUGUGCGAUUGUCCAGAGGGCUUCUCCGGCACGCGCUGCGAGAACGGGCCGUGCCAGUCUCAGGCGGUGCCGUGUGAACAUGGCGGAACCUGCGUCAACAACGCUAACAGCACUCUGUUCUGUGAGUGUCUGGAGGGCUACGGCGGAGAGAAGUGUGAGUUCGUACCCGGUCACCCGUGCCUGACGUUCCCCUGCGUCAACUCAUCGUGCCAAGCCGGCACGGCCAUGGAGUAUAGCUGUGAGUGUCCGCCCGGGUUCGAGGGUAAACACUGCGAUGUCGGUCCGUGCCAGAAACUCCCAGCACCGUGCCAGCACAACGCUACGUGCGUGAACCAACCAGCCGGUGAGAUCGAGUGUGUCUGUCUCGAGGGCUUUGCAGGUCAAACUUGCCAGUUUGAUUUGUCCGACCCGUGCCAUUCGUCGCCAUGCCCUGGCAAUGACUCCACGUGUGAGAUGCUGAGUGGGGAGCAAUAUCGCUGUCUUUGCCCUGCCGACGUGCAGCACCCGGAGUGUUAUGUAGCCCCAUGCGAGGCCAAUCCCGAUGCCUGUCUGAACGGAGCGUCGUGCGUGGAUGGCCCGAUGGACGAGGUGGAGUGCGUCUGCUUAGACGGCUACGUUGGUCAUGAUUGCGGCAUGCAUAUGGACGACCCGUGCAGCUCUUCACCGUGCCCGCAGAAUGCCUCGUGCGUAUGGGACACUGGUGUUGACUUCAGAUGCCACUGCCCUGAGAACGACACAAGCAGCGAGCUUUGCUAUCAGGAACCGUGCGAGAAGUACCCACAGGCAUGCCAGAACGGCGCGUCGUGCGUGAAUGGUCCCGCUGAAGAGGUGAUCUGCAUCUGCCUGGAGGGAUACAGUGGCGCAGACUGCUCGUUUGACAUUGCUGACCCAUGCCUGAACUCGACCUGUCCAGACAAUUCCACGUGUGAAUGGAUCCAAGGCGAGCAACACCGCUGUCACUGUCCACCCGGAGAUGUUGACCCGUUGUGCUAUACACGACCGUGUGUGAAAUUCCCUGACGCAUGUCGUAACGGAGCGGAGUGCGUCGACGGACCUCAAGACGAGGUAGUUUGCCUCUGCUUGGACGGAUUCAGCGGUGCAGACUGCUCAUUCGACGUCAACGAUCCGUGCCUCUCUGCACCAUGUCCCACGAACUCUACUUGUGCAUGGCAGAAAGCUGAUCUGUACCAGUGCAUGUGCCCGCCGAACUCUACCGACCCGGCAUGCUAUAAACCGCCGUGUGUUAGAUAUCCGGACGCGUGUCGUAACGGGGCCGAAUGCGUUAACACUCCAGAUGAGGGUAUUGCGUGCGUCUGCCUGGACGGCUUUAGCGGCGUUGACUGCUCUUGGGACCUGAACGAUGCGUGCACGCUAGCACCCUGCCCGACGAACGCGACGUGCGUUGCUAUCGGUCACAACGAGACCGAGUGCCAUUGCCCGCCGGAGGUGCGCGAUCCGCUCUGCUACGUUCCUCCGUGCGUGUCCAACCCGCCGCCGUGCCAGAACGGAGGCGAGUGCGUAACCGUCGACAACAUGGCGUUCUGCGGCUGCCUGGACGGUUACCACGGUGAUCUGUGUCAGCACGCGGUGGGUGAUCCGUGUUACAGUUCACCAUGCCCGUUGGAUGCGACGUGCAUACAGGACAUAGCAAUGCCCGAUCAGUACCGCUGUAUAUGCCCGGAAGGCAGUAAAGAUCCGGACUGCUACAAGCCACCCUGUGAGGCCAACCCGGGAAUUUGCCAGAAUGGUGCUCGCUGCGAGAACGGGGCAAACGCAACGGAUUUCACGUGCGUCUGCUUGGACGGCUAUCAGGGAGAUUUGUGCGACAUGUACGUGAGAAAUCCGUGUCAGAGCGGGCCCUGUCCACCGCAUGCAUCCUGCGUGGGCAACAUGACAUCCUACCUGUGUCUGUGUCCACCAGACCUGGUCGAUCCCACCUGCUACAAUGUACCGUGUGUUGAGAACCCCGCUGUCUGUCGCCACGGCGGGAAAUGCGGAGAGGUUCCGUCCGGUCGCACGGCGUGUAUCUGUCUAGACGGCUGGACGGGACUGCACUGUCAACAUAACGUGGUGUCACCACCGAUUCUUUCACCAUGUAUUGACUCCGACCCAUGCCAGAAUGGUGGCAUCUGCCGGCCAGGCACGAACGCCACGCUGGGAAUGGUAUGCGAGUGUCCGCCAGAAUUCUCUGGUGUGACGUGCGAGCUCAUCGCCCCACCACAGCACCAAGAUCUGUGCUUGACUGACCCGCAAACCUGCCACCCCACCGGCGACUGUAGAAAUAUCCUGGCUAACAACUCCCAUGCGUGCGAUUGUCUCGAGGGCUUCUACGGAUCAAGCUGUGAGGUGAUCACGCUGGCAACUGGCGGAACUGGAACGCAGGAUGCGUGUCUCCCUAACCCGUGCUGGGGCGAUGGACAGUGCAUACCACAAGCCAACGGCGGAUAUCGCUGUGAAUGUCCACCGGGGUGGAGCGGCCCACACUGUGAAAACGGUGGAUCGUGUGCCGACCCGAACGCCUGUCGUAACGGUGGAGAGUGUAUCAGUGAUGGUGUUAACUACAUUUGUGAUUGUGUACCCGGUUACAGUGGCGACCGAUGUGAGGUGGUCGUCCUCGGCGACGGGGCAGUGCGUGCGGGAUUCAAUCCCUGCGCCCAGAAUCCCUGCCAUGGCAACGCGACGUGUCGUUCCCACGGUUACGGAUUUGAAUGUGAGUGCCCGACCGGCAUGUCCGGGGGGCUGUGCAGUGCCAAGGGUGAUGCACCGUGUCGUGUGAAUCCGUGCUACAAUGAUGGGCGAUGCAUUCCGGACUUGGCCAAUCGCUAUGUCUGUGAGUGCGUACCUGGGUAUACCGGUGAGACGUGUGAUGUCAUUCUGCCGGGUCACUAUCCACAUAACUGGCCUACGCUCCUCUCCGCGGGCGGAGGCGCCAACCCAGAGCUGCCACAGCCGUCACCUGGUCCUGGCAUCGAUGCCGGGCUGAAUCCCCCGGUACAGUACGGCCCGGGUCCACAUUUGCCCCAGGGACCUGGUGUACAAAUACCCUAUGAUAUGCCCGGUCCCCGUAACGGUGCUCGACCUCCAUCUGAUCCGCUUUCGCCGGCCUUGCCAGAUACCGGGCGAGGCGGUGGGCUGACAGUUCAGUCACCGUGCACGCCAACGAACAGACCCUGCGGCAACAGUGGCAAGUGUGUGGAUCAGGGUAUUGGAUAUACGUGUGACUGCCCAAUCACUUUCAGUGGAUCACAGUGUCUCGGUGGCACUGGCGGUCAAUGCGGUGGACGCGCAUGUCUCAACGGUGGCAAGUGCAUCUACAGUCAUCUGAACGGCGGUCAUCAAUGCAGCUGUCCACGUGGCCUGGGAGGUGCAGGCUGCGAGAUCAACAUCGUAAUGAACGGACAUGCUGUAACUUCUGCAAAUCCGUGUGAUCGAUCGCCGUGCAACGGAGGCGUGUGUUCACCUGUGGUGGGUGGCUAUAUCUGCCAGUGUGUGGCGCCAUUCUCCGGUUCACGCUGCGAGAACCAUCAGCCUCCGCAUGGCCCUACAAACAACGCGCAGUUCGGUGUACCACCGGCUGCAACCAAUCCUGACCUGCCUCCCAACUCACCAGCCGUGCCAGGAGAUCCAAACCCGGCAGUUCCCGCACCGUCUAAUCCCAACAGCAUCAACAACAUGCCCCACAAUGGUGAGCCGUUGACUGGGAAACCCACCGGUGGUGGUCUAAACCCGUCGCCCAUCUUCAAACCUCCGUUUGGACCUGAAGACAAGAUCCGUCCGCCGGUCCAGCUGCGCCCGGAUCCCCUGGGCAACCCAGCACCCCUGUACACCCCGGACUAUCCCCGGAUGGGCAUUUACGCGGGUAGCGCCCCGGGUGGAGCAGGAGCAGGCCUGGACGGUUCUCGCACUGGCAACAUACCCGGCUUUGGCCAGCAGGGCCCAGGAGCAGUGGCAGGUGGAGGUGGUGCCGGAGUACCGUUGCAAGGUGGAGGCAUGCCUGGUUUCGCAGGUGGCGACGCCGCUCAAAACAAUCCGGGACGGUCGGGCGCCAACGGGCCAAACAACCCGCCUCCGGGCACGCCCCAGACCGGUCAGAAUGUUGGAGGUCGUGGCAGUCAGGUACCAGUGGCGGGUGGAGUGUCUGGCGGGCCGGGUGGUGGCAUUCCCGGGCAGACUGGUGGACGUGACGGUGCAGGCACUCAGCAAGUGUACCCGGACAAUGUACCCGGGGGUCGUGUCAGACCUGGCAUAGGCGGUGGUGUUCCCACGAACAUUGGCGUUGUUAACCCCCCUGCUGGUGGUGGUCCUGCUGCUAAUCAACAACCGGCUCAGGGAGGUGGACCAGGUGAUGUUAUGAACACACCACCAAAUGCCCAGCCAGCAGCUGGCCAAGGCAAUGCAGGUACCCCUCCCAAUGGUAUUGCAGCAGCACCGGUCCCUAAUGGGCAGGGAAACCCCGGCCAGGUUGCCCCGGGCAAUACACCGGGAGGUCCCGGUAAUCUACCUCCACCCGGUACCGGUGUACCCGAUCCGGUCCAGUAUCCCCCGGGACCGGGCACGAUUGGGCAGGGCAACCCCGGUCAGGGCGCCCCGGGCAAUACACCGGGUGGUCCAGGUAGUCAAUCUCCACCUGGUACCGGUGUACCCGAUCCGGUCCAAUAUCCCCCGGGACCGGGCACGAUUGGGCAGGGCAACCCCGGUCAGGGCGCCCCAGGCAAUACACCGGGAGGUCCAGGUAGUCUACCUCCACCUGGUACCGGUGUACCCGAUCCAGUCCAAUAUCACCCGGGAACCGGCAUGGUUGGUGGGAAGAAUGGCGUCGUUGGACAGCCGAAUCACAGAGCUGGCAACAAGGAUGGCUUCACCAGUCCUGGCUCACCAAUACCACCCGCCGUGGGUGGUGGUUUGGCAAACGGUAACCCAGCAGCAGGCGGAGUUUCACCCAAUCCUGGCGCUCUUCCUCCUCCCCCUCCGCAGCAAGGUACAGGCCAGGGUGCUGGCGGAGUUGAUGGCAGCGUUGGUGGUGGAGGUGCCCCUCCAGGUGGUGGCGGAGGGCAGCCAGGCGGCUUUGCAGACGGUGGUGGUGGUCCCGGCGUACCGAAUAAUCAAAUUGCCGGUACUCCGGGAGUUGGCGGAGGUCAUCCUCAGCAAGACGGAAGCCGUGGCACCGUCGGGCAGCAACCACCGAUGGACAUGCUACCUCCAUUGAUCCACAUGCCCUCUGGGGGCAGCUCUAAACCAGUGGGUUUGGACAGUGGUGGCUUACUAUCAGCAGGACAUCCUGGUGGUCAAACUGCAGCUGGUGGUGAAGGACGGGCAGUGGACAUUCUUGCCGGUGGUGGACAGCCGGUGGCUGGAGCGCCGUCUCAUGGCGGGGUUGGUGACGGAGUACCUGCUGCUGCUGCUGCAGCUGCUGCCAAUGGUCCUGGUCUUACUCCGCCCAGUGCUGGAAACCCACCGGCCGGCCAAAGCGGUCGGGAUGGUGGAACACAGGCACAACGUCCGGCUGGAAGUGCUCCCGCCAACCCUGAUGGUGCCGCUGCCGGAGGGAGUAGCGCACCCGAGUUCAGCAAGCAGGUCCCACCCGGUCCAGGGGUACAACAACCCAGCACUGGUAGCAAUCCAAUAUUCACCGGACCCAGAGACAAUGGGGGUAAACCCGGGGUGCGCGUUUCCAACGGCAUCGGUGUUGGAUCCCCGGCAGGAGUACCUGGCAAUGGCAAACCACAAGGAAACAACUUAGUGGCAGGAAAAGCAAUUGCUGGAGCACCGACUGAAGCACGCCAAAACUCACCUGGACAGCCCUCCGGAGGAGUUUCCGUUCCUGAUCCUGCCCUCGGAGCAAGUGCUGGUAUUCCGGGUGGCAGCACACCUACGACUGUCAAGUCACCAUUGUCUGGAGGCGGUGCUGCUGCUGCUGCUGCUGCAGCCUCGCCGAAUGAUCUACGCAACGUCGUCAGCGACGUCGGAACCGCGGGCGGUCAGAUUGGCCAAGCUGCUGGUUUGGCGAGCUCUGGAGGCCCUACGGGAUCCAAUAGUCAACGGUUUGCUGCUGGUGGUGGCGGUAUUGCUGGACAGCCUUCCUUUACCGGUACGCCAACCAACAAUGCCGGCAAAUCAUUAGAUGCUGCUGUGCCCGGUCAACCCAAUCCUGCCAUAGGCGCUGGUAACGGCCAGACAAAUCUUCCCCAGGGUUCUCCUGGAGCGGGUAAUAACAAUGUCCCCAUCUCUCCAGGUACGGGAAUACCACAGCAAUCUGCUGGAGGUAGAGCUGGCGCUGCAGGGGAUUUCCCCAGUCCCGGAGGUCAAGGGCCUGGCCAGUCAGCACUAUCAGGUGUACAGGAUGCUCUUCCCUUACUCAAUGCUGCUCCGGACUUUGGUGGUGGUAUUGGUGGCGGAGCACUGUUUCCCUCACCGGGUCAACCUCCUGUUGAUAACCGACAGCCGGCUGGUUUUAUGCCAGGUAUGGACGGCAAUUUCCCAGCGCAGAACAUGCCGGGUGCGGGCAUUGCCGCAGCAUCUCCUGAUAUUGCUGCAGGAAAUGGUGGAGGUGCUGGUGGUAGUCCUGCUGGUGCAGCUGGCAUUGGUGGUGCUACUGCUGGUGGUGCCGGUGCUGGUGCUGCUGCUGGUGCUGCUGGGGCUGGUGCUGCUGCUGCUGCUGCUGGGGCUGGCACUUCUGGCAUUGCUGGUGCUGGUGCUGGAGGCGCUGCUGGUGGUGCUGCUGGUGGUGCUGCUGGUGCUGCUGGCGGUGCUGGUGGUGCUGGUGCUGCUGCUGGCGGUGCUGCUGGUGCUGCUGGUGCUGCUGCUGGUGCAGGUGGUGCUGCUGGUGGUUCUGCUGGCGGUACUGCUGGUGCUGCUGGCGGUGCUGCUGGUGCUGCUGGCGGUGCUGCUGGUGCUGGUGCUGCUGGCGGUGCUGCUGGUGCUGGUGCUGGCGGUGCUGCUGCUGGUGCUGGUGCAGGUGGUCCUGCUGGUGGUUCUGCUGGCGGUGCUGCUGGUGCUGCUGCUGGUGGUGGUGGUGGUGCUGGCGGUGCUGCUGGUGCUGCUGGUGCUGAUGCUGGCGGUGCUGCCGAUAGCAAUGCUGGAGCUUCAUCUGCUGACCGAGCUGGUUCUUCAUCCAGCGAUACCAGCAAUGGUGAAUCUAAUGACUGCCGCUUUGACCCGUGUCAAAAUGGAGGACUUUGCAAGGCUGACAGUGACGACGAUGACAUCACAUUCAAAUGCCAUUGCUACGGUAGCUGGCAAGGUGCAACAUGUACCGACUGCCCAUCUCCGUUUGUCAUCGACGGUCAACAGUGCUCGCAGUCGUGUUCACUGCCAGGAUAUCGACCGGUCGGAGCACUGCCGGCGGUCUGCUAUGCAUGCGGCAUAGCUAACUGUGCAAGUUGCCGAAGUGGCAGAUGCAAACGAUGCAGACGUGGAACGUACCUCAACCAUAACAGAUGUACCGCACCCAUCCGAGCAUCGAUGAGUGACACAACGCAAGCAAAGCAACGUGGCUUCUCCGCGGCCCUGCAGCGUAUGGAUGAGGAGGAUAUGGGCAACGUUAGCCAGCGCCGUGACACAAGAAUCAUCAACACCAUUAUGCCAGGUAUUAUGGUAAGCUUGGCCACCAUUGCCUGCCUGGCACUGGUCAUUGCCCUGGUAUCGUUCCGUUACCAGCGCCGGCGGAGAUUGCUGGCCGCGGUCUCCCGGCGCUACCGUUCCGGGGCCAUACCGCGCCAGGACUUCAAUGACCUCAGCUCCAAUCAUCCGUCACGCACGUCAUCGCCUGCAGGUGAUGUGAUACGUAACUCCGACAUACUGGAUGAGGAUGAUGACUGCGAUGAUGACGUUGAAGAUGGUGAUAUCAGUCAAGGAGCAAGCACGAUCCUCGGCGACACAACGCCACGCCGCGGACGCACGCCACUAGUACACUCGCCACCUGCGCCUCCACCACCGCCACCGCCACCACUACCUGAAACGUGGACGGAUGAAUGUUGAUCUAGUCUCCUGCACGGAAAUGAAUGACCGCUCACAAUACAAUGGCAACAAACAAUAGCACCCCGCCAACAACUAUUAUUAUUAUUUCAUCUGGCAAGACUUGCGUUGGUCGAGUGUGAACUUACAGGACCUAGUCAUUGUCAAUGCAGGAUAUUCUAAUUAUUAUCGUGAAAUUUUGUAACCAAAGCCCAUGAGGAUAUCCAUAAGCACCUUGCUCUUGACCAAACUACAACUUGCUCCUGUACUACUGAACGAGUUGCAGGCGUUUGCACACAUGUUGUCCUGUGAAGACCUGUACAUGUACGCUAAUAUAAAUUAUUGUGUGUAUGGCCAUUCUGCACAGAAACCAUAAUUAUGAUAACUUACUAUGCCACCAUAUCAUCA